AAUAACCGUUGACUGUCACAAUCAGUAAUUGAACGCUCCCGCAAUGCUAAAUUUCCACAGUGAUGCCUGUACAACACUAGUCAGUCAAUUUAAAGAGAAGAUAAAUCCUUCUGUGCACUCAAAUUCAGAUUCAUUUUCUGAAAUUUCAAGAGAACUCGAGAAUCAUUACCUGGGAAAUGAAAUUUUUCGUUUUCUUGUUCAUUCUAGUCCUGGUAGUCCUAGGACAAGAGGCUGCUGAUGACUGCGCACCAGAAAAGUGUGGUGACGAGCUUUUUAUUCGAUUCCCAUUCCGACUGAAAGAGAAACAGCCUAAGCACUGUGGCUAUCCUGACCCUCGGUUUGACUUAUCUUGCGAAGAUAACAAAUUUGCAGAGAUGGAGCUACCAAACUCUGUCAAAGUCCACAUCAGAAGUAUUGAUUAUGCAUUACAGACCCUUCAUGUAUUUGGCACAGAUGGCUGUCUAGCAAGAAACGCUAAAGAUUUCAAAUUAUCUACUUCUAAUUUCCAAUUCUCCGCGUCCUUGAAUGAUUAUGCUUUAUUCAAUUGUUCAUCAGAAAACAUAAAUUCAUAUGCCGCAAUAUCUUGUCUUGGUGGUCCUGGUUAUCAAGUUUAUGCCUUUGAUUCGUAUAAUCGCAUUGAUGACUUGCCCUUGACAUCUUGUACCAAGAUGUAUAACCUUUCAUCACUUCCACAAGACAUGUUCAACGACAAAGAUGUGAUUAGUUUGACUUGGUCCGAACCCAAGUGUCAUGAUUGUGAGGUACCGCGGAAACAUUGUAGCUGGAAGAAUGACUCAAUUGUAUGUUUAGAGUUGCCCAUAAGAAAAGCAGAUGCCUUAAUCAGGUUACGAACUGCAGGUAUAGUCCUUGGUUCGUGUCUACUGUUGAUAGUGUCUGCUGCAGUGUUUCAUGUCUACAGGAUUUACAGAAAACAAAAGGAAAACCAAGCAAGGAUAGAGAAAUUUUUGGAAGACUAUAAAGCUCUCAAGCCCACAAGAUACUCUUAUGCUGAUUUGAAAAGGAUUACGAAUCAAUUUAAGGACAAAUUAGGCCAGGGAGCUUAUGGCACUGUGUUUAAAGGGAGGCUUUCUGAUGAGAUUUUUGUGGCUGUGAAGGAGCUCAAUAAUUCGACGGGGAAUGGAGAAGAGUUCAUUAAUGAAGUGGGAACAAUGGGAAGAAUUCACCAUGUGAAUGUUGUUCGCUUGGUUGGAUUUUGUGCUGAUGGAUUCAGAAGAGCGUUGGUUUAUGAGUUCUUGCCAAAUGAAUCAUUAGAGAAAUUUAUAUUCUCAAAUGAUGGUGAUAAUAGUUCCCUUGGCUGGGAGAAGCUGGAAGAUAUUGCUCUUGGCAUAGCCAAGGGGAUUGAGUAUCUUCACCAAGGUUGUGAUCAGCGAAUCCUCCAUUUUGACAUCAAACCUCAUAAUAUUUUGCUAGAUGACAACUUCACGCCAAAAAUUUCUGAUUUUGGCCUGGCAAAAUUAUGUGCUAAAGAUCAAAGUGCUGUAUCCAUGACUGCUGCUAGGGGAACCAUGGGCUAUAUUGCACCUGAAGUGUUCUCUAGGAAUUUUGGGAGUGUGUCUUAUAAGUCGGACGUUUAUAGCUUUGGAAUGCUGCUGCUAGAAAUGGUUGGAGGAAGAAAAAACAUUGAUAUUGAUGUGGAGAACUCUAGCCAAGUCUUCUUCCCAGAGUGGAUAUACAAGCAUUUGGAUCAAGAAGAGGAGCUGAGAAUUCGCAUUUUGGAAAUAGGAGAUGCUAAAAUUGCAAAGAAACUUACAAUUGUUGGAUUAUGGUGCAUACAGUGGUACCCAGCAGAUCGUCCCUCGAUGAAAGUUGUCGUUCAGAUGUUGGAAGAGGAAGGAGGCGCUUUAACAAUGCCACCUAAUCCUUUUAACUCAGAAAGUGCUAUGAAAGCCAAUGCUGCUAUGCGUGGGAGACGUCUGCACCAAGAGUUAGCAGUCAUCUCCGAAGUAGAGUGUUCUGAAGCAUGUAAUCUUAGAAGUUACUGUAUCACUUUACAUCGUAUGUAUAAAAUCUGUUAUGAUCAAGCUGAUGACGAAGAAGCUAUUAUAUGGAAGUUAACAUCAACUAGAAGAGUUCAUGAAGUAGCUGAUCUUCCAGUUGACGCAGCUCUUGUGGAGAUAGAAAAGGCUUUGGAGGCAUCUGGAGAGAUUCAACUUCUCCUUCAAGCAUCUCUACAACUCUGUUCAUCGAGGGACGAUCGCCAGGCUUCAUUUACAAGCGAAGAAAGAGAUUGUUACUUAAAACUGUUCUAUCUCGACACAUUUCAAGACAUGGCUAGUGGGUUAAUGGAUUUUCUUUUCUCUCGCUGCUGCAUCUGCAUCUUGCUCUUGUUAAGAUCUACAGUAGUUUGUGCAGGCAUGGGGUGCCCUGAAAUGAAGUGCAACCGACAUGGACCGCCCAUCAAGUUUCCAUUCAGUAUAAAAGGAAGCCACCAAGCUGAUUGUGGCUAUCCUGGUUUUUAUGUUUCCUGCACCAGCACAAAUGAGACGUUGCUGGAGCUUCCAUUUUCAGUGAAGCUCUUCAUCUCCAAGAUUAAUUACAAAUCACAGAAGCUUCAUGUAUAUGAACCUACUGGUUGCCUCUCAAAACAUCUUCGAAAUCUUAAUUUAUCAGCUUCUCCAUUCCAGUUCGGAGAUAAGUACCUAGAUGAUUUUACUGUAUUCAGUUGUUCAAUAGGAGAAUUUGUUUCCUGGUCAGAAGGACAUAUAUUAUCCUGUGUCAAUAAUUCCCCUGAUCGUGGUAUUAUUGCUUUCUAUUCUCGGCGGUCAAUAAACUACAUGCCGUCCCUGUUAUCUUGCACCAAGCUUUACAAUGUUUCUUCAGUCCCACACAACAUGCUGUUUCCAGAAAGAAAGAUUAUCUUUAAAUGGUCCACGCCGAAUUGCAGAAAAUGUGAAGCAGAAGGCAAGUUAUGCAGGUUGAAUGAAACUAGUUUGCAGUCUGAAACUGAGUGCUUAAACAUCCUCAAACAACAUAAAGGUGCAUCCACAAAAAUGAAAGUCACAGGUGCAGUGCUGGGUUCAUUUUUUCUUGGACUAGUUAUUGCAGUGUACCAUUUUUAUAGAUUAGAUAAAACUGAAAAGGAGAAUCAAAAAAGAAUCAGAAUAUUUUUAGAGGAUUACAAAGCACUCAAGCCCACAAGGUACUCAUAUGCUGAUAUUAAGAGAAUCACAAAUGAAUUUAUGGAGCAACUUGGUCAAGGAACUUACGGAACUGUCUACAAAGGAAAGUUAUCCAAUGAAAUUCUAGUAGCUGUUAAGGUCCUCAACAAUUCCAUAGGAAAUGGGAAUGAAUUUAUAAAUGAAGUGAGUACCAUGGGUAGAAUCCACCAUGUUAAUGUAGUUCGCUUGGUAGGUUAUUGCGCUGAUGGUUUUAGACGAGCUCUAGUUUACGAGUAUUUACCAAGAAAUUCACUUCAAAAGUACAUCUCUUCAGCAGACACCGAGAAUCAUUUUCUUGGGUGGAAGAAGCUACAGGAUAUUGCUGUUGGCAUAGCAAAAGGGAUUGAGUAUCUUCACCAGGGUUGCGAUCAACGGAUCCUUCAUUUCGAUAUCAAACCACAUAAUAUCCUGCUUGAUGACAAUUGGAAUCCAAAAAUCUCGGAUUUCGGUACGGCCAAGUUAUGCUCCAAGGACCAAAGCGCAGUUUCCAUGACAGCAGCUAGGGGCACCAUGGGCUACAUUGCACCUGAAGUAUUCUCCAGGAACUUUGGGAAUGUGUCCCAUAAGUCUGAUGUUUAUAGUUUUGGAAUGUUAGUGCUUGAGAUGGUUGGAGGAAGGAAGAAUGUUGAAGUUACGCCGGAGAAUGCUUGCCAGGUCUAUUUUCCAGAAUGGAUCUAUAAUCUUUUAGAGCAUGGAGAAGACCUGAGAUUACAUAUUGAAGAAGAGGGAGAUGCAAACAUUGCAAAGAAACUUGCAAUUGUUGGGCUCCGUUGCAUCCAGUGGCACCCAGUGGAUCGUCCUUCAAUGAACUUUGUCGUUCAGAUGUUGGAAGGAGAGGAAAAUUUAACUAUCCCUCCAAAUCCUUUUGCCUCUACAGGUUCCGGAAGAACUUAUACAGCGCCUGCUGGAAGACGCCGGCAUCAGGAGUUAGAAGUCAUUCAAGAACUGGAAUGAGCAUUACGAGUUGUCCAAUCAUGUUAUGAUUAUUUAAGUUUCUAAUUAAUAAAACAGUGAGUUGUAUGUUUAAUCUAUAGUUCAUUACAAGAAAAAAGGGCUGAUUUAUAAAGCUCUGGUUUUUCUGAUGAUGCUAAUAGUUUCACUUGAAUAAUCAAAAUGCAGAAGUAAAAGUCUUUUUUCUCUUC
Ricinus communis (castor bean) is the source of this 4321-nucleotide messenger RNA. RefSeq lists its product as uncharacterized. The coding region runs from base 177 to 4133 and encodes 1318 amino acids. Gene Ontology annotation, molecular function: ATP binding; polysaccharide binding; protein kinase activity. Gene Ontology annotation, biological process: protein phosphorylation. The transcript is spliced from 8 exons. The record is from RefSeq and is a predicted model, not a curated record. NCBI's taxonomy places the organism in Eukaryota, Viridiplantae, Streptophyta, Magnoliopsida, Malpighiales, Euphorbiaceae.